UCAGGACUGUGGUCUCCGGGUCCGACCCGAUCGCUCCUGUGGUCUUCAACCUGCCGUCACGUCCCAGAGGCCAUGUCACAUCUGCACAUCAGGACACCAGCCAGGUCGGUGGGUGGUUCCAUGUCUCAGCUGUUCUGACAAUAGGACAUGUGAUUGGAGGGAGGUUGCCUGGCAACCAGAUGGCUGUCACCACCGGUUGGUGGAGCGCCCCCUGCUGCAGGACUGUAUGACAGACAGGAAGGUGUUGUUUAUCGGUGACUCGACCAAUCGUGGGAUGAUGUACUUCCUGAUGGAGCGGGUCAACUCCAGUCUGGACGACUGGGGCAAAGCUCAUGACACGCUUGUCCACAGGGACCUGAACGCAGGUCGGACUCUGGUCAGUUACUCGUAUUAUCCUCAGUUCUGGUUGGAGAAGGAGCAGAGGCCUACGUUCAGGGAGGCGCUGCUGCAGCUGCUCCACAGGUCUCGACCUCUGGUGAACUCUAACCUCACUGUCCUGGUGGUGGGAGGAGUCCAGUGGCUCAACACCAAUCACCUGUGGACGGUCAGCGAGGUGCUGGACAGGGAGGGUCUCAGUAACAUCCUGGUGGUGGUGAAGACUUUAGGGAUGGGUUUCCAUCUUCCUGUGGAUGGGAUCAGAUCUCUCAGUCUGAGAGAAAUCCAAGAUCUCGACAAAGACAACGACAACAUCAUCGCCACAGCGAAGCAUCAUGGGUACGAGGUGAUCGACACGUUCAGCAUCACGAUGGGUCGAUAUAAAGAGUUCCUGCAGGGGAGAUGUGCCUGCCACUUUCACGAGGUGGAGAGAUUUCCGUCCUUUAGGCCUCCAGACGACACGACGUCCAAGAGAAGCACAUCCUCCAGAACGAGACUCAGCAGCCAAUCAGCCAUGCAGGACACGGAGCAGGAGGUGGAGCCUGACACCUUCACUUAUCACGUGAGAGGACCAGUGAACCAGGUGUACUCUGAGAUCCUCCUGAGCCGCCUGUGUCCCGCAAACUGAACACGUGUGUGUGUUGUGUGAGAGACAGAGUAAAAACACAUGUAUGAAACAUGACAAGACAGAGAACAUUUCUAAACUUUUCAUCAAACUGAAGAGCCACAAAUAUUUUUAGUUUGUGAAUCAGAAUCAUUUUCUGAACGUCAAAAGCUUUUUUAUGUGCAGAAGAAAAUCUUCAGUUUCCUGUUGUUGUUCCAGAAACUGAGUGAGAACCAAUUAUUUCUACAAUCGCUACAAGUUAUAGCUAGUUAAUAGUUAAUUACUUCUGCUAAUGCUACUAGUUAAGUCUGCCAACUGCUCGUCACAUCCUCGAGUGCUGCUAAUCGUAUCUGCUAAUUAUAUUUGUUAUUAAAUAUGUUAAUUAUGUCUUUGUGGGGUCCUGGCGACCUCCUCUCAAGUGAUGUAACUAUUUUUUCAACAUUACCUUGUUUCUACAGGGCACAACUUGUUACUUUUACUACAUAGUUGCAGUACAACUGAUACAUACUAGUAGUUCUCUAUAUA
Molecule: messenger RNA, 1504 nt
Organism: Paralichthys olivaceus (Japanese flounder)
Lineage: Eukaryota; Metazoa; Chordata; Actinopteri; Pleuronectiformes; Paralichthyidae
Source: RefSeq, a predicted model, not a curated record